UCGGGUCGCGCGCGCGCGCGUGUCCGUGAGGCGGAGCGCGAGUCAAACUCACACAAGCAGCCGUUCAUAAAGCGAGAAACUCACCGACAGUCGCCGUCAGCUGCCGAGCCGUGUGUGUAUGGGCUUCUAUCAUGCGGUGACAGCGGGGAGAAACACAGAAACAGGAUCUGUGAACGUGAUGCACGGUCCAGACAUGAACGGAAACGGAGUCACAGCGCAGUCCUCACAGAUGAACGGUCACGGCUCACUGUCUCCAGAUGUUUCUGCCAAAAAGUCGGGUGGAAAAGCUCUGUAUGAGCAAAGGAAGAACUACAUCAGGAACAGCAUCAACAGCCUGACGGACACGUCACAGUACCAUGUGGAGCAUCUGACCACGUUUGUGAUGGACCGCAAGGAGGCGAUGCUGACCAUCGAGGACGGCAUCAGGAAGCUGCGUCUGCUGGACGCUAAAGGGAAGGUGUGGACGCAGGACAUGAUCCUGCAGGUGGACGGGAAAGCCGUCAGCCUCAUCGACAACGACAGCAAGAACGAGCUGGAGAACUUUCCUCUGGCCUCCAUCCAGCACUGUCAGGCCGUGAUGAACGCCUGCAGCUACGACUCCAUCCUGGCGCUUGUGUGUAAGGAGUCCGGUCAGGGCAAGCCGGACCUGCACCUGUUCCAGUGCGACGACAUCAAGGCCAGUUUGAUCCACAUGGACAUCGAGAGCGCCGUCAGCGACAGCAAGAGCGGGAAGCUCAAGAAGCGUCCGGAGGUGCUGAAAAUGAUCCUGAAGAGUGACGGGACCAUCCCUCCGCCCCCAGGAGGCCCCGCCCCCGAGCCUCCAGGAGCUGUCAAUCAAGUUCACGCCAAGAGCCGGGUGGCCAGUUGGUCUGCGUGGACCAAUCAGGAGCAUGACCCACAAAGACAUUACACAGAGCUGGACGGCUCUCCUGAGAUGAGCGCAGAGCAAGUGGACCGAGACGUGCAAAUCCUCAAUCACAUUCUGGGCGACAUCGAACACUUCGUCACCAAACUGCAGAAAGCCGCCGAGGCCUUUACUGAGCUCUCCAAACGCAAGAAAACCAAGAAGAGCAAAAAGAUAGGACCCGGAGAGGGGGUUUUGACGCUUAGAGCUAAACCUCCGUCUCAGGAUGAGUUUAUCGACUGUUUCCAGAAGUUCAAACACGCCUUCAACCUGCUGGGGAAGUUGAAGAACCACAUUCAGAACCCCAGCGCUGUGGAUCUGGUCCACUUCCUGUUCAAUCCUCUCAGACUGGUGAUCCAGACGUCUGGAGGGGUGGAUCUAGCUAAAAGCGUGAUCGUUCCUCUCCUCACCAGAGAAGCCAUUGACUUCCUGCACGUGGCAGGUUCGGCAGAGGAGAGACACCUGUGGGUCACGCUGGGAGACGGAUGGACCAAAUGCAGGUUGGAGUGGCCGAAGGAUCACCCGUUUCCUCCGCACACGCUGUGUUUCCGGGACGGCUGGGAGCCGCCGGUGCUGGUGUCUCGUGAACAGGACGUGGCUCAGCCGGCAGAGAGGCGUGGCACGGCGCAGAACGAGCUUCAGAGACCUGCAGACCAGCCGCUGGUCCAGGACUUCCCCGGUGCAGACGGGUACGACUACAGUCACACUUCUUACAAGCGCUUGCAUCUGCUGGAGCCAGACAUGGCCGUGGCUGCUUUUAAACACGCGGUCAGCCGUCAUGUAGAUAGGAACCUGGAGGCUCACAGCCGGACGCAGAGGAACUUUGCCAAAUCCAGAUACGACUUUGUGGCCAGAAACAACACUGAGCUGUCUGUGAUGAAAGACGAGGUGGUGGAGGUGCUGGACGACAGGAAGCAGUGGUGGAAGGUGCGUAAUGUGUCGGGCGCUUCGGGAUACGUGCCAAACAACAUCCUGGAGAUCAGCAGGGCAGUGGACGUGACGAGCCGCGGGGAGCCCGUCUACAGCCACACCAUACAGAAGCAGCGCUCGGAUUAUGUGCCCAAACCGGUGGUGACGGAGGCCACGCCCACUCCCACCCCUACAGCCCCGCCUCCUCCCGCCCCGCUGCAGAUCCCCACCCCCCCACUGCCCCCCGCAUCCACCCAACAUCAGGACACUCCUCCAGACGACAGCCAACAACACAACAACAACAACAGCAGAGAGAGCGAGGGAGUGACCAUGAGAGAGCACCAGAGAGAGAGAGGCGCGCCUGCCAACCGUCGUAAGUCCAACAUGGAGGAGGUUCAGGACGAGCUGAUGCACAGACUGACUCUGGGACGCAGCGCUCAGAAGAAAUCCCAGACUCCGUCUCAGUCCAGCAGCUCGACGGCGGUCAGCAUCUCCUUCGACUCGGCGCCGGACGACGUCAAGGCCUGGCUGCAGCUCAAAGGCUUCAGCGAAGUGACCAUCAACAGUCUGGGAGUGCUGACCGGCGCUCAGCUCUUCUCUCUGAACAAAGACGAGCUGAAGACCGUCUGUCCUGAUGACGGAGCGCGAGUCUUCAGCCAGAUCACCGUCCAGAAAGCUGCUCUCGAGAGGAGCUCAGGCUCGGAGCUGCAGGAGAUCAUGAGGAGACGCCAGGAGAAGCUGGCAGCGGAUUCCGGCGUGGAGUCCUUCGACGAGGGGACCAGCCACUGACCCCUCUCUCACCUCUGUGACCUCUGACCUCUUACAGGACGCCGUGGAGCGCGCUCAGUUUGCCGCCAUAAUGCGCCGUCGUCAGGAACUCUUGGACCCGUCCGAUAACGGAACCGGAUCGGAUGCGGACGAGCGCUCGUGACGAGAUUCCCAAAGGCUUUUUGUAGAGAUGUGUGUAGCCUAGUGCCAUCGACUUCAUCCCGGAAACAUUCACUUAUAUAUCCGCAAUCAAAGGUGUGGAUGUAUUCCCAAACGAUUGUCUGGAUCUCGGACCAGAUGUUGAUUUGAUUAACUGUUGUCCCUCACCUAUCCACCUGGAAAACUUUGUUUUUGUUUGUGUUACUAGCAAAAUACUGAACGGACUGUACAUGAGCGCCAAAAUGAGAAAUGUCCGUUUCUGUUGACCUGACACGAGUUAUUUGAGUUUCACACGGACAUAUGCAAGGCCAAAUAAAGUCCUCAGAAAUAUGACGUUUGGCCAAAUCAAUCUCUAGGUUCAAGGUUUCUGUUUAAACACAAAUGUCACACGCAUUCAGUCUGUAACUAUAAAGCGUGUGCAGAAUAAAUGGAAUCAUGUGA
Molecule: messenger RNA, 3181 nt
Organism: Carassius auratus (goldfish)
Lineage: Eukaryota; Metazoa; Chordata; Actinopteri; Cypriniformes; Cyprinidae
Product: epidermal growth factor receptor kinase substrate 8
Exons: 21
Coding region: 119-2602 (827 amino acids)
Biological process (GO): regulation of Rho protein signal transduction; Rho protein signal transduction; positive regulation of ruffle assembly
Cellular component (GO): plasma membrane; ruffle membrane; vesicle
Molecular function (GO): actin binding
Source: RefSeq, a predicted model, not a curated record